Molecule: messenger RNA, 729 nt
Organism: Cyphellophora attinorum
Lineage: Eukaryota; Fungi; Ascomycota; Eurotiomycetes; Chaetothyriales; Cyphellophoraceae
Exons: 2
Coding region: 1-729 (242 amino acids)
Biological process (GO): Arp2/3 complex-mediated actin nucleation
Cellular component (GO): cytoplasm
Molecular function (GO): Arp2/3 complex binding
Source: RefSeq, a predicted model, not a curated record
AUGCCUGCCGUUCAGCUGGCACUCGCCGCCCCUGUCGCCAACCCGGGUGUCGAUAAAUACGAUAACUACGGCGACUACAAGGAUGUGAAAGUCACAGACUAUCAGUACUACCCACCUCCGCCACCACCUCCUCCAGCUCAACCCGAGGGUGUGUCGAAGUACGACAACUAUGGCGACUACAAGGACAUCAAGGUUGAGAACUACCAGACCUACAAGCGUGGCGUCGACAAGUACGAUAACUAUGGCGAUUACAAGGACGUCAAGGUGGAGAACUAUGACUACUACCCACCUCCACCACCACCUCCUCCAGCUCAGCCCGAGGGUGUGUCGAAAUACGACAAUUAUGGCGACUAUAAGGACAUCAAGGUUGAGAACUACCAGACCUACAAGCGUGGUGUCGAUAAGUACGACAACUACGGUGACUAUAAAGACGUAAAGGUCGAGAAUUACGACUACUACCCACCUCCACCACCACCUCCUCCACCAGCACCGAAGCCAGAGGGCGUUCUGCACGUCAAGGUCGAGAACUACCAGACCUACAAGCGUGGUGUCGAUAAGUACGACAACUAUGGUGACUACAAAGAUGUCAAGGUCGAGAACUAUGAUUACUACCCACCCCCUCCACCUCCUCCACCAGCACCAAAGCCAGAGGGCGUCUCAGCUUAUAGCGAUUAUGGCGACUAUAAGGACGUAAAGGUCGAGAGCUACGCUACCUACGGCCAAUACUAA